Molecule: messenger RNA, 2232 nt
Organism: Anopheles aquasalis
Lineage: Eukaryota; Metazoa; Arthropoda; Insecta; Diptera; Culicidae
Gene: erm
Product: earmuff
Biological process (GO): regulation of gene expression
Cellular component (GO): nucleus
Source: RefSeq, a predicted model, not a curated record
AUGCGAUCAGAUUUGACGACUUCAAUUUCCCGAGCCGAGCCCAGCACACGGUCCCUGUCGGUACCUAGUCCCCGUGGCAUGCAGGAACCGUGUAGCCCACCAGGAAUGCCGAUCACAGCCAAGAGUCCAACGAUGGAGGGAUCCGUGAGUGCGUUGACGGACGGAGACGGCGCACCGGAAUCGGGGCGUCGCUCGCACAGCCCAGACCACACGGAGACAACCACCGUCGGCUGUCAGGACGCGACUCCACGAUCGACAACAAUGCUCAACGGAAGGAGUGAGCGGCCGGCCGUCGUUGGCGGUGCAGGAGUCGCCGGAACGCUAAAGUUCUCGAUCGCCAACAUAAUGGGACGUGAUGAUGAUCGGGAUCGGGUGGCCGAGAGGAGGCAAAGCCACAUCGUCGAGCAGGAAAAGAAGAACGAAGAAGAAGAGGAGGAAGAUGAUGAGGAUGUGGUGUUGGAUGUGGCCAGUCCGGAUGAUUCCUUCGAGGCGCCAUUUCGGUCGUUCAAUCGAAAACGCCAUCACAGUCCGGACAAAUCGAUGAGUCCGCUGUCAGCGGCUGGCUCCAGUCCUUGCUACGAGCUGCCACCAUCGGUGUCCGUAGCGGAAGCGUACGAUUCCGCCUUCAAGAAGUACGUCCCGAGCUCGAUGCACCCUUUCGUCGGUAGCCAUCGGCAUCAGGAGUUGUUGAGUCAGUAUCCGUUGCUUUAUUAUCCGGGGCAACUGAUGUGUGCCGCUGCUCAGUACGCGGCUCUUACUCAGCAACAUCAUCACCAUCAUCAGCACCAUCAGCAACAUCAUCAUCAUCAACAGCAGCAGCAGCAACAACACCAUGCGGCGGCCGCUGUUGCUGCUCUUCAUCCGUACGGUGGAGAGUCUGUACGGCGUCUCGACAGUCCAACACGCAGUCCUCCGCCUUCGGUGACGACAAUUGGGGCGGUGGCGCCACCUCAUGCACCGCAUCCUCACGCUCAUCUCAACGGACACCAUCAUCUGCACGGACAUCCGGCUCACGGUCAUCAUCAACUGUUGUCGGCGGCUGCGGCCGCAGCAGCAGCAGCGGCAGCGGCUGCAGCAGCCGCCACUGCAGAUCGCAGCAAACACUCAUCGCCACCAGGAGCCGUUGCGAGUAAGCGUCCAUCGUUGAAUCUGAACAUUUCCACCAGUAGUACCUGCUCCUCGAUGAGCUCCUCCAGUGGCAGUAGUGGCUCCCGAGCGGCGAUCUCUCCCGGAGGAACAACCGAGGUUCAUUCUCCCCUUGGCAGUGGUUCUUCAUCAGCAGCAGCAGCAGCAGCGGCCGCAGCGGCAGCCUUGGCCGCAAAACAGAAAACCUUCGCUUGCCCCGAAUGUGGCAAAGUGUUUAACGCCCAUUACAACCUCACGCGCCACAUGCCAGUGCACACGGGAGCACGACCUUUUAUCUGCAAAAUCUGUGGCAAAGGAUUCCGCCAGGCGUCCACGCUGUGUCGUCACAAAAUCAUUCACACCUCGGAGAAACCGCACAAGUGCCAGACGUGCGGUAAGGCGUUCAAUCGAUCGUCAACGCUUAACACGCACACGAGGAUCCAUGCUGGAUAUAAACCAUACAUUUGCGAGUAUUGUGGCAAGGGUUUCCAUCAGAAGGGGAACUACAAGAACCACAAGUUGACGCACAGUGGUGAUAAGGCGUACAAGUGUAACAUCUGCAACAAGGCGUUUCAUCAGAUCUACAAUCUUACCUUCCACAUGCACACGCAUAAUGAUAAGAAGCCGUUUACGUGCAAGAUCUGCGCCAAGGGGUUUUGUAGGAACUUUGAUCUGAAGAAGCAUAUGCGCAAACUGCACGACAUUAGCAUAAGCGGGAUGGGUCACAAACGAUCGCGGGCCAGUAGUGGCACCUCUCGAUCCUCCCUAGAGUCACGGAUGCACCAUCAGUCACCAUCAUCACAUCUGCACCAUCCGGCACUUCAUCUGCAUUCGGGGAACCCCCCCACAGUCCCCGCGGUGCAUCACAGCCAUCCCAGUGUUCAGUCGGCUCCCGAUCUCCAGAGCAGUUCGUCUCCAGUCGCGGGUCACCCAUGGUCAAGCGCUUCGUCACUAGCUGCUUUGCACCAUACGGCCGUGGCAGCGAUGCGCAAUGGAACGGCCAGUGAUUACGCAAGUCCCUUCCUGAUGCCACCGUCCGGACGCCAUCAACGGCUAUCGGUGGCCGCUGCAGUCGCCGAUAGUCCCUUCAUCGGGAAAGUGUUUUGA